AUGGGCUCUGGAGAGGGAUCUGGGGGGUCUUGGUUGGUGGUAAGCUCAGUAGGAGUCAACAGCGUGCCCCGGCAGCCCAACGGGCCAGCCAUCUUCUGGGGCGCGUUAGGCACAGUAGAGCUAGCCGGUGGAAAGAAGGGAUUGACCCACCACGCUCAGGAGGGGUGCGGCCUCACCUCGCGUACUGCGUGCAGCUUUGGGCUCCACAAUCUGCAGGCACUGGGUUUGUUCAGCUUAGAGGAGAGGAGACCGAGGGCUGGCCUCAUUGCUGCCUACAACUUCCUCAGGACAGGGAGCGGAGAGGGAGGUGCUGAUCUCUCCUCCCUGGGGUCCAGUGAUAGGACACGAAGGAAUGGCUUAAAGCUGCGUCAAGGGAAGUUCAGGUUGGAUAGCAGGAGAAAGUUCUUCAGCGAGAGGGUGGUCAAGCAGCGGAACAAGCCCCUCCCCGGAAAGGGUCACGGCCCCAAGCCUGCAGAUGGAGUCCUGCUCCUGCUCUUUGGGCUCUGCUGUCGGCUCAGGACAAGGAGCCAUGAGGUGGACAGCAGCAGUGAUGAGGAGAACGCUAGCAGUGACAGGGAGCAGGUGGAAGAGGAGGCGGAAGAAGACGACGGUGAAGAUGAUCUGGGAAGGUUUUUUGAGGAGCACAUACAGUGGCCAGUUCAGAACCUAGCCAGGGACUGUCAGGUGGUAGAGGACCUCAUUGGCAACUUCAUCCUUGUCUUCAGAGAAAUCUCGGCAAAUAGUUUCUUCCCAGUGCUACAACCCACCAUCGGGGUGGGCAGCACCUUCGAAGGUUGGAGUCCCCGCAAGGAAGACAUCAUCUACCGCCUGCUCGUGCCCCUGAAGCCCCCUGGUGGGCACGCCUUCCACCUGGAGUUGGGCAAGAGGGGGGAGACGCCAGCAUGGGACUCCUGCGUCCGCGUGGAGCUGGUGUACACCUGCAGGAGGGAACAGCUGGCAGGAGACAUGCUGUGCUUCCUGCACCACCCUGAGGAGGAGCUUAGGAGGAAUCAGGGUCCCAGCCUCCUACGCAGCUUCUGCGCUGGCUCCUACCUAGAUGUGCAGAAAACUGCCCACUGGUUCUAUCAACUGGUGCAGGCAGCCUGGGUGGUUUUGCCUCAGUCAUCCACAUGGCGUCUAACCAUGCUGCCCUCUAGUCGCUCCUGCAAAUUCCAGGUGACAGAAGGCAACAACAAAAGCCACAUUAUUGAGAUGAUGUUUGGGGUGCAGCAAGGCAAUUUGGACAUCUUCGUGAGCAGCCAGAAUACAGAGGCCAUCUUCACCCCAAGCACGACAUGGCCAGAGAGCUACGCUGUGGCAGAGGUGAAGUUCUUCAGGCAUAUGGCCAGGCAGGUCCCGCAUGACAGCUUUCACCUCAGAUGCAUGCAGGCCUACACCCGCACCCUGGUGCACAUAGGCUUUUCCACCUAUACCUUGAAGACAGUUGUGAUGCACCUCCUGAACACCAUACCCCUGUCAGGCUGGUGCAGGAGGCAUUUCAUGCUGCGGAUGGAGGAUAUCAUGCAAUACCUGCGCCGCCGCCUGGAGGAGAAACACCUCGACCACUUCUUCUUAGGCAACGAGAGGGUGCCUGAGGAGAUAAUCUUGCCCCCAGCCUUCCAAACAGCCGAACCACUCAACCUCUUCCAGCACCUGGUGCAGGAUCUGGCUGCCCACGCUGAGGCAAUGCGUGAGUAUAGGGAUCUGUGAGAACGGCUCACAAGUCUGC
Molecule: messenger RNA, 1729 nt
Organism: Harpia harpyja (harpy eagle)
Lineage: Eukaryota; Metazoa; Chordata; Aves; Accipitriformes; Accipitridae
Product: inositol 1,4,5-trisphosphate receptor-interacting protein-like 1
Cellular component (GO): membrane
Source: RefSeq, a predicted model, not a curated record